AUGACGCUAGGCGUUCAGAUGAUCGAGCAGCAGCGGCAACAGCACCACCAGCAACAGCAGAAGCAGCAGGAUCGCCACCACCAACAUGCAUCAGCAGUGUGUUUUGCAGCGGGAAGCAUUGCUACCAGCCAUGUCUGCUAGCAUGCCUCUGCUCGCUGCUGCUCUCACCUCCAUCCUCCUCCUCCCUCUCGCAUGCGACCACCGCUGCAGCAGCGCGCUGCAUUGCUGACGUGGCGUCGUCCCCUCGUGGCGCCCACCUGGCUCGUCAGCACAACGCGCUGCACGCGCUGCUCUCGUCCCU
Messenger RNA from Closterium sp. Yama58-4, 301 nucleotides. The record is from the annotation of a GenBank genome assembly. NCBI's taxonomy places the organism in Eukaryota, Viridiplantae, Streptophyta, Zygnematophyceae, Desmidiales, Closteriaceae.